GCUCACAGUGCUGCUGGUGUAUAAGUGAGCGGUUGUGAGUUAAACUGGGUGAAUGAGUGAAUAAGUGAAUGCAGCAGGAGAAUGAGGAACAUAGCAGCGCUGUAAAAGUGCAGGAUGGGCUGUGCGCAGUCUACGGAUGAGGAGUCGGACCUAGCAAGAGGUCGUGACCUUGCUGGGUACCAUGGAGGUGGUUACCAGUAUGACUCCACCCCUCAGCACACUUCCAACUUUGAAGUGACCAGCAUACCAAACUACAACAACUUCCACACCGUGGGAACGCCAUCGAUCAGUGUGUUCGGAGGAGUCAACACACACUCACAGAUACACACUGGAAAUGUACUCACACCAGCUACAACAGGUGUGACUUUGUUCGUGGCUCUGUAUGAUUAUAGCGCUCGGACUGAAGAUGAUCUGACUUUCAGUAAAGGCGACAGGUUCCAGAUCAUCAACAACACUGAGGGUGACUGGUGGGAAGCUCGUUCUCUCACUACAGGAGGAUCUGGGUACAUUCCCAGUAAUUACGUCGCUCCCGUCGACUCCAUUCGGGCCGAGGAGUGGUAUUUUGGUAAACUGGGAAGGAAGGAAGCAGAGAGGAUGUUGCUUUCUUCAGGAAACCAGCGUGGAAGCUACCUCAUCCGUGAGAGUGAAACCACCAAAGGUGCGUACUCCAUAUCUAUUCGAGACUGGGACGAAGAAAAAGGUGACCAUGUGAAACAUUAUAAGAUUCGUAAACUGGACAGUGGAGGUUAUUACAUCACCACCCGUACCCAGUUUGAAUUUCUGCAGGAACUCAUCCAGCAUUACUCAGUGCAUGCGGAUGGUCUGUGCUGUCAGUUAACCAGUGUGUGUGUGAACUGCACACCAGACACGGUGGGUCUUGCCCACGAUUCCUGGGAAAUCUCCCGAGAUUCGCUGCAGUUGCACCUCAAGCUCGGGGCAGGAUGUUUCGCUGAAGUCUGGUGCGGAACGUGGAAAGGGAAUACUAAAGUGGCAGUGAAGACCCUGAAGUCUGGCACCAUGGCACCUGAAUCGUUUUUAGAGGAAGCUCAGAUCAUGAAGAAUCUGCACCAUGAUAAACUGGUGCAGCUUUACGCUGUCGUCUCUGAGGAACCCAUCUAUAUCGUCACUGAGUACAUGAGCAAAGGAAGUUUGUUGGAUUUCCUGAAGGACAGUGAAGGUCGCACUCUAAAACUGCCCAACCUCGUGGACAUGGCAGCUCAGGUAGCAGCGGGUAUGGCGUAUAUCGAGAAGAUGAACUACAUCCACAGAGAUCUGCGCUCAGCUAACAUUCUGGUUGGAGAGAAUCUGGUGUGCAAGAUCGCCGACUUUGGUCUCGCACGACUGAUCGAGGAUAACGAGUACAACGCACGGCAAGGAGCGAAAUUCCCUAUUAAAUGGACGGCUCCCGAAGCGGCUCUGUACGGUAAAUUCACCAUUAAAUCCGACGUCUGGUCCUAUGGAAUUCUUCUCACAGAACUGGUGACCAAAGGACGAGUUCCAUAUCCAGGAAUGAAUAACAGAGAAGUUUUGGAGCAGGUGGAACGUGGGUACCGUAUGCAGUGUCCUCAGGACUGUCCCGUCUCCAUGCACGACCUCAUGCAGCACUGCUGGAAGCAGAACCCUGAGGAACGUCCCACGUUUGAGUACCUGCAGGCCUUCCUCGAGGAUUACUUCACUGCCACAGAGCCGCAGUACCAACCUGGAGAUAACCUGUGAUCUGCUCUACAGCUCCCUCCAGCCUGGACGAUGGGUCACAGAUAGAGGAACACAUGAACUGUUUUAGGCUUCAUCGUGGAGGAGUUUAGUGGAGGGAAACUGUGGGUACUUGAAACUGAGGGUUGCAAGGUGACGAUUCCGUCUCAUUAGAUCAAGGUGGAGUUGGAUUAUCUGUGCACUCUCUAGCGCCUCCUUUUUGGAGGUUAUUUUAGACCUUUAUGAACUUUUAAAAUGACUUUAAAACAUUUAUUUUUUACAAAUCAUGAUUUAAACAGAGAUGGAAUGGCCUCAUUGAUUUGAUAAAAUGAGGGCAGAUGUGAGGAAUUAUGGGUUAUUAAUGGGGUAUUAAUGUUUGUCUAAUCCACAUUUCCUUCUAUCAGAGAAACAAGAGAAGAUUAAAUGACUGUAGAACUUGAUCUGAUCAAACAGAUCUGAUAGAGAUUUGAUAUAGAACUGAAUGGGCAUUGGUGCAGGGAAUUGUGGGUAAUGCAAGAAUUACAAUUGAUGGAUGAAUGCUUAAUUUUUUUUUGCUCCAGAAAGUUAGUUUUGUUUUAUUUUUAUGGUUAUUGUGUAAAAGCAGAAAAUGUUCUGUAAAGCCAUCACUUAAAAAAAGGUUUUUUAUUUUGUAUUAUUUAUGAGCAAACAAGCCAAAGAAAUCAGGACCAAUGAGUGUUUCAUUAAUGUAUUGUACUCUUUUAUACAGAGCUUAAUGCUAACAUGUUAAUAUAUUUUGUAAUGCAUUUUUAUA
Molecule: messenger RNA, 2464 nt
Organism: Trichomycterus rosablanca
Lineage: Eukaryota; Metazoa; Chordata; Actinopteri; Siluriformes; Trichomycteridae
Gene: fynb
Product: FYN proto-oncogene, Src family tyrosine kinase b
Exons: 12
Coding region: 115-1716 (533 amino acids)
Biological process (GO): innate immune response; cell differentiation; protein phosphorylation
Cellular component (GO): extrinsic component of cytoplasmic side of plasma membrane
Molecular function (GO): signaling receptor binding; non-membrane spanning protein tyrosine kinase activity; ATP binding
Source: RefSeq, a predicted model, not a curated record